Molecule: messenger RNA, 1551 nt
Organism: Brassica napus (rape)
Lineage: Eukaryota; Viridiplantae; Streptophyta; Magnoliopsida; Brassicales; Brassicaceae
Exons: 4
Coding region: 1-1551 (516 amino acids)
Source: RefSeq, a predicted model, not a curated record
AUGGCACCGAAGAAGAGUGACGACAAAGUGGAGGAGCUGAUUCAACGGUUCGUUGCGGUUGAAGGAAAGUUGUCGACGAUGGAUGAACGGAUGAACGAGAUGAUGAGAAUGAUGGCCAGUGGGUUUGAGCGACUCGAAAUGAAGAAGGGCGAAGGAUCGGGAAAGGCGAUCAUGGAGGAACCAGUGAGCGCUUCCGGUAAAAGAGGAACGGUGGGAACGGGUCUCGAAACCGGCUCCGUCAUGACCCGACGACCAUGGAGAGCUCUGGAUCACCGAGACGAGACGCUCGCGCGAAGGAUCGAGAUACCUUUGUUCACCGGCGAAGAAACGGAAAACUUGGUGCUUCGCGUGGAGCAAUACUUUGAGUUGGAGGACUUCACGGAGGAAGAGAAGCUGAGGGCGGUGAGGAUGUGUUUUACCGGCGAUGCUCUGCCGUGGUAUCGUUGGGAGAGAAAUCGGAACCCAUUCCUCAGCUGGGAGCAGAUGAAAGUAAGGGUACUGGAGCAGUUCACGACGUCCAGCGAUAACAGCACCGGAGAACGCGUGCUCCGUCUCCGACAAAAGGACACGGUGAGAAAUUUCCGACGCGAUUUCAUCGCCCUAGCGUCCAACGCGCCAGAGAUACCCGACCCGAUACUGGAGUUGGCAUUUGUAACAGGGUUGCGGCCCCAAAUCAAGGCCGGCGUCAAGCUGAUGGGGGCGAAGGGGUUACAAAAGGUUAUGGAUGUGGCGAUAUUGGUGGAGGAUUGGUCGAAAGAUGGAGAACCGGAGGAGGAGACGACGGAGCCAGUGCCAAAGGCAGAGUUGGUUGUAUUGAUGGUGCUCGAAGAUGGAACGGAGUUGGAUGUAUCGAAUUGCUCCAUGGAGUUAGAAGAGACGGAGGAUUCGAAGGAGGUUGAAGUUGCAGAGAUCUCUAUCAGGAAAGAAGUGGUGGUUCUAAUAGACAGCAGCGCGAAGCAUAACUUUGUGUCUAGCGCACUCGUGGAGCAGCUGAAGCUAGAACCCGACCAGACUCGAGGUUACAGCGUGUUAACCGCCGGUGGAGUGACGUUCAAAGGAGCAGGAAUGUGCAGUAACUUGGAGCUCGAGCUACAAGGGUGCACGAUCACAUCCAGCUUUCUGCCAUUGGAGUUGGGCAGUGCUGAUGUCAUCCUGGGGAUUCAGUGGCUCGAGAAAUUGGGGAACGUGAAGGUGAACUGGAAGUUGCAGGUUCUCCGGUUCAAGAUAGGCGCACACAAGUACGUGUUACAAGGAGACCCUAGCCUUUGUUGUUCACCAGUCUCUCUGAAAUCGAUGAUGAAAACUUUGCAGAACGAUGGGGAAGUUAUGAGGGUGGAGUAUAAUGGGAUGGUGUUGAAGGAAGAUGCCACAGCUCCGACCGCUGCAGUACCUCAGUGUUUACAGAACAUCUUGGAGGAGUACAAGGAGGUAUUUGCUGAGCCGUCGGGGCUUCCUAUCUCGAGAGGAAAGGAGCAUGCGAUCACACUGAAGCAAGAUGCAAGCCCAGUGAGCAUAAGACCGUUUCCCUCAAGCACAGCGAGAAGAGAUUGA